GUGAGAGUCAGUCUCUGCAUGAAAGUGGUUGGAGCCAGAGGAGCUAACACGCUGUUUUUUUACACUGCCUGAACACUUGGUUUUGCUGAUGGACUACAAUGCAGACACAGCCAGACCUCUCUCUCUCUUUCUCUCUCUCUGAAAGCCAGUUGGAGUUAUCACUAGCACAGUUAUAAGAGCUGAAGUUUUACUUUUUGCUCUUUAGCCACUUUGUGUCAAUAAGAAGAAACAAACCCACAGUUCUGGAACCUUUUAUUAUAAUUCUUUUAUUUCCUUGUGCCGGUUGAUGCUUUUUUUGGGAAAGAUUCUUUGGAAAAGGAUUGCAAUCAUACAGAUAUACAUUCAUUCAAAUUGGAAACUAUACAGAAGGUGGCUCAAGAAGACCGCAUAGGCAUCAAUCUAUGUAGCAAAUCUCGUGUUAACCCCAAUGGGACUCAGUGGAAGCCCAGGAUGUCAGAAGAAAAACAUCUAUUUUAUACAACUGGUAUGGUUUGCAGAGAUGAACCAGGCAAGUACAGACUUGCAUUUGUAAUCAGCACUCACUGAAAGAACGAUAAGAGUGGCACAGAGUCCCUCCAAUCAGCCGGCUGUGCAUGUACUCAGUGCUGGAGAGUUACUAUGCAGUUUGGACUAUUUACUGUGCUUGUCUUGGUCUUGAUGGAUAUUUCAGACAGCAGCAAGCUUGUGAAGGGGAGGAGACACAGGAGAAGAAGCACAGAGGUGAGCCUGGGCUGUGCCAAAGGUUGUGAAGCAUGUUCAGAGGUGAAUGGAUGUAUUAAGUGCUUACCAAGGCUUUUUAUACUUUUGGAAAGGAAUGAUAUUCGACAGAUUGGAGUCUGCUUGCAGUCCUGUCCCCCAGGAUUUUAUGGUGAUCGUAGUCGCGAAAUAAACAAGUGUACAAAAUGUAGAGUGACAAACUGUGAGAACUGUUUCAGCAGGAACUUUUGCACAAAGUGUAAUGAUGGCUUCUACUUACAUAAAGGAGUUUGUUACUCCACUUGUCCAGAGGGAUUUAUUGCAGCAAAUGGUACCAUGGAAUGCAGCUCCGAACAAUGUGAAAUGAGCGAGUGGGGAUCUUGGAGUCAUUGCUCUCGUCCAGCAAAACAGUGCUGGAAAAAAAAAGGAACACAAGUGAGAAGUCGGAAAGUUCUAAAAGCACCACUGGGGGAAGCAUCCCUUUGCCCUAUCAAUAAAGAAAGGAGGAAAUGCACAGUGCUCCAAACCCCCUGUCCAAAAGUAGCUACAGGAAAACCCAAGAAGGAAAACCAAGGAAAAGAAAAAAAGAACAGAAAUCGCAACAAGGAGGAAAGUGGAAACAAAAAAAGGAAAAACCAACAGCGAGUAACUUCCAUACCCAUCACUCCUUCUCUCCCAGCAAAGUAGCUCUAUGAACCACCACAACAAGAGAUUAAUGCUGCUAUGUAUGUAAGAUGCUUGCUCGAACUGGAGCACUGCUACAACUUAAGCACCUACACAAUUGGCAAAUGCAAAACUCCUAGAUAUAAAAAAAUGAGUUAAUACUGCAGUUAAGAUGAGACUAUUUUAUAUAGUACUUCUAAUGCAGUGAAGCCAUGGUGAAUGAAGGAGAUAAGAAGAAAGAAACUGAACAGAAGAAAAAUAAAUAAUAGUGAGUGACUUCAAUGGCCAUCCCUCCUUUUAUUCCAGCCAAGUAACUGGCACAUUAGGAAAAGCCACAACAAGAGAUUAAUGCUGCUAUGUAUGUAAGAUGCUUUUGAACUGGAGCACUGCUACAACUUAAACACCUACACAAUCAGUGAAUGCAAAACUCCUUUUGGUAAAAGAAAAGUUAAUAAUGUCAUGAAGUUUGAACUUUCUUGCAUAAGACUUCUAAUGUAGUGAAGCCAUGGAAAACAAAGGCACUUCAUGAACAAUAAAGAAUAAGCAUGGUAUUGUAGUUAUACCUAGCGUGGACACUUUUGAGGUGAUGCUGAGCAUAUUUCAACUUCAGUAGAAGUUACAAAGGCUGGAAACGUUUUUUAGGAAUGCUAACGAAAUGUGGGUUUUCGUUUCGCCUAGAGAACUCUUAUUGUCCCCCUCUUCCUCUAAGUCUGUGUUUUCAGAUGUAUGUAUGACUUAAUCUUUGGAGAGUAUAUGUUCAAUUUUUGUGAAAACAUGUUGGUGUCAUCACCAUAAAACUACUUAAAAAAAACUAUUUUAAAAUGUAAGAAAAUGAAGAAGCUUAUAAAGGAGGGCAAUAAAAUGAUUUAUCACUGACAACAGGAGAGUUAUAAUGAA
This is a messenger RNA of Rana temporaria (common frog), 2256 nucleotides long. RefSeq names its product R-spondin 1 (gene RSPO1). The coding region runs from base 619 to 1383 and encodes 254 amino acids. NCBI's taxonomy places the organism in Eukaryota, Metazoa, Chordata, Amphibia, Anura, Ranidae. The transcript is spliced from 6 exons. The record is from RefSeq and is a predicted model, not a curated record.